AUGGCAGAGGCCUUCCUAGAGCGCGCCACUUCCCUCUUUGAGCGCGCCUGCCAGCUGGACCCUGUCAGUGUAGCUGCCAUGGGGCAGCUGGGGAACGCACUGCUGGCGCACGGGGAGGUGAAGCUGCGCACGGUGCAGCUGCUAAGGAGCCAGUCGCCGCUGGCGGGGUUGCUGGGAGGGGCCGGUGGGGCGAGGGGCGAGGGAGGAGGGGGUCUGUCAGGGGUGCCGGGAGGGGCGGGGGCGGUGCUGGGGGGGGAGUUGUCGGGGGUGCAGCAGGAGCAGGUAGCGAGGGAAGCAGCAGCGGUAAUGGACCGGCUAGCGGAUGAGUGCGAGCAGCUGCUGGUGCAGGCCGGCCGGCAGUACCGGCAGGCUCUCAGCAUGGACCGGCGGGAUGCACGUGCUCUGUUCAACUGGGGGCUCGCUCUGUGCUACCGUGGGCAGCUUGUGGCCGAGGAGGCUGGGGACAAUGAGGAGUACAAGGCGCUAGCAGACCGCAUGUUCUGUGCUGCCAUUGACAAGUUUGAAGCCAUGCUCUCCAUGACUGAUCGCUGGCACGCCAGUGCUCUCCUCAACUGGGCGCUCGCCCUCAGGGACCGCUCGCGCCUGCGGCCCCUCUCCUCCGUCUCGCGCCUGCGCUUAACCCAGGAGGCCCUGCAGCUGCUGCGGCAGGCCGCUAAGCGAGACUCUCCGCUAAGCGACGGAUCCCCCAGGGACCCGACGUUUUCAGAGGUGCGGAAUGCACUGGUGCUGUGCGAAGCUGAGGUGGCGAAGCUGAAGGAAAUGGUGGGGACGAGUGCGGAUGGUGGGAGAGGGAGUGGGGGCCGGGAUGGGGGAGCGAGUAGAGUGCUGAGGCCUGGCAAUGAUACGAAUAUGCCAGGCUGGUAG
Molecule: messenger RNA, 885 nt
Organism: Closterium sp. Yama58-4
Lineage: Eukaryota; Viridiplantae; Streptophyta; Zygnematophyceae; Desmidiales; Closteriaceae
Source: the annotation of a GenBank genome assembly